AUGACAUCACAUCUCUGUGAAACUGUGGAAGGACCCAAGACCUGCUUCCGGUCCUUUGCUUUCCCAUGUAUCAUUCGAGUGUGGGAUCAGUGUUCAUUGCCAGUGUACGAAAGAGGAGCAAGGGUGUGCCAGUCAGCCUCUGGCUCGCCACCCCGUCCUCGGCUUGCCUCCCGGCUCAGGACAGGGUUCAUUUUCCCUUCCCAUCUCGAUGGGCCCCGUUCCCAUCUGAGCGACCUCUGGCCUUGGCUUGCCAGUGCACACUGCGUGCACGUCCAGGCACAGCAGCUAUUGACAGACCUCAGAGGGCGUGAUGACUGCUGCCUUUACUUUGUGCUGCAGCUACUUCCUGCCAGAGAUGGAUUCUGUUCACUUCUCCAAGUCCCUGGGACCGGUGAUGCCACAGCACUGAACUUCACUGGUGCUCCUCUGUCUCAGAGCCACGGUUCUCAGUGCGGCUGUCAAGCCAGGAGCCUCGGCAUCACCUGGAAACUUACCAGAAAUGCAGAUGUCCAGUCUCACCCAAAACCACUGCAGAACAACCCCCGGGUGUCGGCACAUCUCUAUGUUAAAAACCCUGCAGACAGACUCCCUGCUGACCCUGUGACUGGGCGAAGAGCCACAUGGUCACUGUCCAUGCACCCCGGAGAGGAGCUCCUGGCGCGCCCCGGGGCUUGGGGCGUGGCAGGGCCAGGACCUCGCUGCGCCCGCCUCCGCCCCGUGCGCCGGGGCCUCGGCUGCCUCAGCUCGCAGGGGCCUUGAAGCAGAGCUCUGGCGGCAGCAGGCACCGGGAGAAACAGAUGACAGGAGCCGGCGGAGGUUUGCGGCCGGCCGGGCAGCCCCGGAGAAAGCUGCACAGCUGUCGGGAGAGCCCCGAAGGGAAACUCCGCAAUCCCCCGGACCCUGCUUGGCGCCGCUGGCGUACGUAGCAGGGGUCACGAUCAGCUGUCCUCAGAAACUGUGGCCUUCGCAGGAAACACUUCAAAGAAUCAACAACUGGGAUCUCCUCUUCUUGAAAAGUA
Molecule: messenger RNA, 1019 nt
Organism: Chinchilla lanigera (long-tailed chinchilla)
Lineage: Eukaryota; Metazoa; Chordata; Mammalia; Rodentia; Chinchillidae
Exons: 6
Coding region: 1-759 (252 amino acids)
Source: RefSeq, a predicted model, not a curated record